ACAAGUCGUCGUGAGACACUUUAUCAAAACCUAGGAAAUCCAGUUUAAAAAAAAAUAAUAAUAAUCCUGUAAUUUUUCUGUAAAAUUUGGAAUAACUCGGAACACUAGUAACCUUAACUCUCAAAGCAACUUAGACGCUGUAUGGAAAUAUUCUAUUGAAGACUUACUUACACUGGGGUGGAGUCGGUGUACGAUGUGGGACCGUCUGGGAGGAUGGUUUGACUCCUCCCAGCUGGAUCUGUUUGGUUAGUGUGAGUGAGGAGUCAAUCAGUCUAUAACUAGGAGAUACAGUGAACAGAGCUGCAAAUCCAUUUUCAUCCCAUUGGAAUGAUCAGACUAUGUCUAGUUCAGUAAUACCUUUGCUUUUAAUAUAGGAAUUGGGGGGUGGAAAUUGAUUAAAAACCUUUCAGGAAUUACCUAAGCCCCACCAUGUGCAAAAAAGGCAAACACACCUGGAAGCCAAAUCCGCAACACAUGGGCGGUAUGAAGACAGAUACUCCAAAUGUCAUUUUUAUUCAUAGGUUGCCGGUGGUUUACAAAAGACUCACUUGUUUCCUUUAGCGAGGCUUUUAGUAGUAAGCCAUCAGUUUUAGAAAAGUCCUUGAAAAGAGCAGAAAGGAUGAAGGAGGCUUGUGGAGCGAAAUGUGUUCUGUUUCUGCUAUUUGUUCAAACUUGGCUUGUUGAAAAUGCUGGUCACACGUCUCCUGGAAAGCCAGUGUUGCUCCGUUGCAGAUCACCAGAAAAAGAAACUUUUGCUUGUUGGUGGCAGCCAGGUUCUGAUGGAGGGCUUUCUACUAACUACUCUUUGUAUUACACCAUGGAGGGAUCCCGGGAAGAUGCAGUCCAUGAGUGCCCGGAUUACAAGACUGCAGGUCUAAACUCCUGUUAUUUCAACAAGACCUACACAUCUCUUUGGAUAACAUACACUAUAAGUGUUGUUGCACAGAAUGCAUUGGGGAACAAGUCUUCAGAUCCUAUGUUUGUGGACGUAGCAUACAUAGUUCAGCCGCACAAACCUGAGAACAUCUCAGCAGAACUGAGGACCCAGGACCAGAAACCCUAUCUGAUGGUGAAGUGGGAUCCCCCCCACAAGGCCGAUACCAAGUCUGGCUGGAUCACCCUUCAGUAUGAGAUCCGUCUGAAGCCAGAGAAAGGAGCCGAAUGGGAGUCCCACUAUGCUGGCCAGCAAAAGCAGUUCAAUGUGUUUAGUUUACAUCCCGGGGAAGUGUACCUGGUGCAGGUUCGCUGCAAACCGGAUCACGGAUUCUGGAGUGAAUGGAGCUCCACUGCUUACAUAGAAAUACCUGACUAUUUCAGACCAAGAGACACUUCAGUAUGGAUUUUGAUUGCUGUCCUCCUGUCUGUGUGUAUUUUUCUGAUCCUAGCUUGGACCGUUGCUAUAAAGUGGAACAGGAUAAAGAGUUAUCUAUUACCACCAGUCCCUGGGCCAAAGAUUAUAGGGUUCGAUACCCAGCUGCUGAAAAGUGGAAAAUCCGAAGACCUGUUAAAUGCUUUAGGCUGCCAAGGUUUCCCUCCAACGUCAGACUGUGAAGACCUGAUGGUUGAGUUUCUAGAAGUAGAUGACAGUGAUGAGCAGAAACUGGUGAUGAAUGAAGGAGAGGAUGAUCUGGAAGGAAGAGUGAAAUCCAGUGGCAAUGAUGUAGAUAAAGACUCAGGACGAGGGAGCUGUGACAGUCACACUCUCCUCCUUGAGGUGUCUAAUUCCAGCACGAAAACUUAUGCACAGGUUGGAGGCAACUCCAACAACAAGGGAAGUGUCAAGCUUUCUAGGAAAAGUAGCACCAAUGGAAAACUGCUCAGUUUUGAGACGGCAGGCGAAAAAACAAACACUUGGCCAACAGCCAACUCACCUUUUCUCCUGGCUCGGCAAUCAUCCUGCUACAACAUAUCUAAAAUCCACAGAGAGGCAAGCUCUUUAGGGAACAAAGCUGACAUGCAUGGAAACACAAGCUCCACUCAAAGCAAAUCUAAGGAAUGCAGGGAGUUGCACUCCACAGUUUCAGGAGACCAAGAGACAUGGUUUGCCGACGAGAAGCACGCCCCUUUACUGCCCUUCAAAUCAGUGGAGUACGUUGAGGUCCAAAAACUUAACCAGCAGAGCAUGCUGAUACUAAAGCCAAAAACUGAAGGACACAAGAGUGUACCCCCAGAAUUCAUAGGGCAGGAAUACACAAAAGUGAGUGGAGUCGUCAGUGACAGGGUUCUGCUGUUGCUAAGGGAUACAGGAGCCCAGGGUUCAAGCAACACCCAGGAAGGGGAAAACCAAGCAGUACACCCCAGUCUUCAAUGUCAGGUUGGGAAAAUGGUGGGCACUUUCCCUGCUUCUCCAGCACCAGAGGGCAUGCAGUUGGCAGCAUCUGGCUAUGUAGACACAGCUGCUCUCCUGCAGUCAUUUUAAAUAACUUUUCACUUUAAGGUUACUCCACCAGUACCCAGUACUGUUCUUCUGAAGAAAUGUUCUGAAAAACUCAAGAAAAGAACUUGUCUGAAAGAAAGGGAAAUACUGUAGCACUUUUAAAAAGAGAUUGGAAAAAGUUAAUUAAGUAGAGAAGCAAUGCUGUAAAGCCAAAUGUUUUGACACAUUUUCCAAAUCUUAUUUUGUAAUUGAAAACUGUUAAUUUAAUGUAUAUAAAAUUAUUUACAUUUACUCCACACAACUUUUCUGAAUAUUUUUGAAUUUGUUUCUAUUGAAAGAACACUUGUGCAGAGAAGAUGGGAUUUAUUUCCUGUAUGGUGUCUGUCCAGUUUGUUUUAUAUACACUAUCUCACCCUCACAUCGAUGACGCAAAGAGCACUUUGCUGAGCUUGCAAGUUUCAAGGAUGUGCAAAAACAGAAGACAAGAAUUAGAAACCAAAUAACAUGAAUGACACAUGAGUUUAAUAAUUAUUGAAUUUUAUAUACCCUUUCCAUUCUGCCUUUUAAGAAUGAUAAUUUUGGGACCAUGAAACAUACAAGCUGCUGUUGACAUCAAAUGCGUUCUUGCAUAGUCAGGAGAGAUACAUUUGUAAUAUCUGUGUAUUCCAACCCUUUAGUUUACCACAGUAUUUUUGCACUAUAUUUCUUCAGUUUUACCAUGCUUUUCCCAUGGUUAUACUAUGCAUUUACCAUAGUUUAAUGAAAUGAAAUAGUAAACUGUCUUAAGUUCUUUUUAUGAAGAAGCUGUUUAGCCAACACCAUCUUGGAACCAUUUAAUACCUUGGCAGGUAUAAUGUCUUCAUGUGGUUGUAGAAGUGUAUAUAUAUGAGAACAAGUGUAUCGCUUUACAAAAAUGUAUCUAUAAUAUACAAAAAGAUAUGUGUAGUUUAUAUAUUAGAUAGAUAUAUCUACACACACACACAUGUUGUGUUUUGUUGGUGAUGUGGUAUGGUUUUCAUACACAAUGUAGCUUUAUUUGUAUAAUAUAUGUUCUAGUGUUUGUGAUGGGACAUUCAUCUAGCAUUGACGUUUGGUAAUUCAUGGAUCACAGCUUUCUGAGUGUUUUCAAUGUACAGUAGAUGUAAUUACUUUCACAAUACUACAGCUCAUAUUUUGUAUCCAAUGAUAUUGGAGGAACAGACCCAAAAUCACUAAAAUAUUGCAAAAAUCAAAAAUAAAUAAAUAAGGAAAUGUAAAACUAAUCAAAUCAGCACAAAAUCUACUUUCUUGUAUAGUAAUUUAUAAAAAUGACCAUUGUGUUCAGUUAUUGUGCCAUGGAAAAUGAACCAUUAUUCAACUUUCUUAUAGUUCAUAUAGUAUAGAAUUACACUGCAUGUCCUUUACAGUAAAAUUGGGAAAGAUUACCGGUAACAAUAAAGCUAAUCACAAUAAAACAAUUACAUAAAACUUUGCCAUUCUUUUAAAAAAUAUUUUCUGUUCAAUAGAUUUGUUCCUAUUUUUAUAUAGUACUUCUCAGAAAUCAGCCAAUCGCGGAAAUGUUUGACACAAUUCCAGUACAGUACAUCUUAUCCAGUGUACGGAUGUCAUUCCCUGCAUGGAAUUCCACACCUAAUUCCAAUGUUCAAAAAAAAAAAAACCAAACAAA
Messenger RNA from Acipenser ruthenus (sterlet), 4043 nucleotides. RefSeq names its product prolactin receptor-like. The transcript has 10 exons. Gene Ontology annotation, molecular function: cytokine binding; cytokine receptor activity. Gene Ontology annotation, biological process: cytokine-mediated signaling pathway. Gene Ontology annotation, cellular component: signaling receptor complex; external side of plasma membrane; membrane. Lineage: Eukaryota; Metazoa; Chordata; Actinopteri; Acipenseriformes; Acipenseridae. The coding region runs from base 503 to 2419 and encodes 638 amino acids. The record is from RefSeq and is a predicted model, not a curated record.